GCUCUCCAAACCUUGCCGGCGUCGGAGUCGCAGAGCCGUGAGCAAGCGGGGACAGGGGAGGGGGAGAAAAACACCCCGAAAAGACGAGCCCCCUUUUUUUAGUGGCCCAAUAUGGCGGUGGAAGGGAGGCUGACGAAGAAGAAAAUGAUUGACACGGCGAGUCUAUUUAAACAGAGGAGGAGAUCCAUUGGUUGCGGCGCCGGGAGCCGCCCCGCCGAGGCUGGCGAGCGCGGCCUUAAGGUGGCCCCGGCGCGGUUCCGCCGCCUCCCUGCGUUCCCGAGCGCGCCGCCGGGAGAUUGGCUGGUCGCGUGACUGCUGGAGGGGUACUGCUGCCAACAAACCUGCUCUGGCUGGCCUCGGAGAAAUUAAAAUUAAGACAAACAAACUAGCCAAACGGCCGGGAACCUGGGGCGGGGCCUGGGGUUCGGGGCCCGGCGCUGAGCUGGCGGGUUCGCAGCGGCGCCUAAGCCCCGACCUGCCUCCCACUCCUCGCCCGGGAAGCCGGGGCCUGGACAAGAGGACCGCGAAGGUCGCCGGCAGCUCGCUGGGAGCCGGGGUGGCGAUCUGCCCCCAGCUCGGCCCUCCCCAGUGGCCCCCACUUCGUGGUCUGCGGGGGAGGCCGCGGAGCGUUUGCUGGGGGGCUGGGCGCCUCCCCGCCGGCGUGCCUUUGCUGGGGGCUGGUGGAGGCGGUGGGCAAUGGUUCGCUCAGCCUUAACCCAGAAGUUUCUGCCAUCCCUGGGGAGGCUGGGGGCCUAGGGAAGAAGCCAAGGCGAACGUCUUUUAGAAAUUCGCCAGGAGUAGACGCAGCACUUGUCAUGAACUCAAGCUUUCCCUCGAUGAAAAUAAGAAAGGAACUCAAGAUAAAAAAAAAAAACUCAAGUAGUCUCUGAAGUCCCUUAAUAAACUUUGUAGCGGUCUCAGACACGUUUAGUUUUGAAAAACGAGGGUACACCCCUGGCCCAGGAUCUUGCUUCCCAAGCACAGUUAAGGCCAUGGACAUUGGCUGCGUGUGGGAACUCGUCUCUUUCUACUUUUCUGUUCUUUCCCGGGAUUGUAGCAGUUUCCUCUACCUGAGUCCAGCCGCCAAAUACAACAGCUCCUUCCUUCCUCCACCCUUCUCUCUCACCAGAUUUCACUGCUCCAACAAACUCAGAACAAUAUUCAGAUGCUAGUGAAUGCUUUCAGAGGGCUGAAGGGUGAAAAUACUCCCCUCGGGGUCAAACUCCAGAUGAUGAAAUGAUUUUUAAAACCACAGCCAUGUCCUAACGUCCGAUACUAGUAUUCCAGCGUUUCUCUUCUCCCUUUUGCAGCUGGAAAUUUCUCUCUCAAUGUGGGCUUGAGCACAAUGGUGGAAGGUAAAGUAGGACGAUGAGCAGGGCUGCCCUGAGACAAAGCUCAGUGGAUCUUCAGCUGCCUCCCCACCCCCAUGCCCAGUACCCAUCAUCUUGGUUUGAGCCAAAGUUAAUGCAUUUUACUGGAAACCCACCUUCCGUUCUAAUUUUACACAGCAGCAAAGUUUUCUUAAGCACCUAUGCUACAGAUGAGCUUGAUGUGUAGCUUGUUUUCUUAGCCACAUCUCGUUUGUCCACUUUGUGUGCCUACCUCAUCUCAUACACUCCAGAAUGUGACAGCUGGAAGGGACCCUCGGGACCCUGUGGUUUAACCCUCUCCUUUUUACCACGGAGGAAAUUGAGACUCAGAGAGGUUUCCUGUCCAGGGACAUGCAUUCGGUUGGUACCGGAGUCAGGACUAGAUGCAGGUCUCCUAACGCUCAGGAUAUAUGGGACACAUGCACAGGCAUUGGAUUUGGCCCUGCAACAUCUUAAAGGCACCACCCAACACCUGAAGUGUCUGCCUCCUUCCGAUGGAGCCUCCUGGCCCCUCCCACCUCUCACCAGCUUUACUCUUUAGCCGGAAUGAAAUGUGGAUUUCAUGGAAUGAAAUGGUGGCAUUUAGCUACCACAUUACUCAGAUCCUAGAGGUAUAAAGAUGAAUUGGAUGACAUCCGCCCUACAAGAAUCUAUGAAGUCAAUGCAAUAUGAUAUAUGCAAUCAUAUAAGUAGCAUAUGUGAAAAUUAAAGUACUAUGGUGAAAAGGAAAAUAGAUGGAGUCUAGCUCUGUCUCCCAGGCUAGAGUGCAGUGGCACCAUCAGAGCUCACUGAAGCCUCAACCUCCUGGGUGCAAGCAAUCCUCCCACCUGAGCCUUCUGUGUUGCUGGGACCACAGGCACAUGCUACCAUGCCCGGAAGCAGGCUGUGAGCCAAGGGGAAGGCAAAGGACAGAAAUGAAUGUGUUUCCAGGCUUUCUUCGUGGUUUAUGGUAUUCUCCAAACUCCUAUGCAAGGGCUAUUCCUGACAAAGAAGAUCUAAAGAGAACGUCUCUGAAAUCAAGUCCGGAUGAAGAAUUAAGAGAAAAAAAGUGAAUAUGGUUUUUGCUCACAGAAUGGAUAACAGCAAGCCACAUUUGAUUAUUCCUACACUUCUGGUGCCCCUCCAAAACCGCAGCUGCACUGAAACAGCCACACCUCUGCCAAGCCAAUACCUGAUGGAAUUAAGUGAGGAGCACAGUUGGAUGAGCAACCAAACAGACCUUCACUAUGUGCUGAAACCCGGGGAAGUGGCCACAGCCAGCAUCUUCUUUGGGAUUCUGUGGUUGUUUUCUAUCUUCGGCAAUUCCCUGGUUUGUUUGGUCAUCCAUAGGAGUAGGAGGACUCAGUCUACCACCAACUACUUUGUGGUCUCCAUGGCAUGUGCUGACCUUCUCAUCAGCGUUGCCAGCACGCCUUUCGUCCUGCUCCAGUUCACCACUGGAAGGUGGACGCUUGGUAGUGCAAUGUGCAAGGUUGUGCGAUAUUUUCAAUAUCUCACUCCAGGUGUCCAGAUCUACGUUCUCCUCUCCAUCUGCAUAGACCGGUUCUACACCAUCGUCUAUCCUCUGAGCUUCAAGGUGUCCAGAGAAAAAGCCAAGAAAAUGAUUGCAGCAUCGUGGAUCUUUGAUGCAGCCUUUGUGACCCCUGUGCUCUUUUUCUAUGGCUCUAACUGGGACGGUCAUUGUAACUAUUUCCUCCCUUCCUCUUGGGAAGGCACUGCCUAUACUGUCAUCCACUUCUUGGUGGGCUUUGUGAUUCCAUCUGUCCUCAUAAUUUUAUUUUACCAAAAGGUCAUAAAAUAUAUUUGGAGAAUAGGCACAGAUGGCCGAACAGUGAGGAGGACAAUGAACAUUGUCCCUCGGACAAAAGUGAAAACUAUCAAGAUGUUCCUCAUUUUAAAUCUGUUGUUUUUGCUCUCCUGGCUGCCUUUUCAUGUAGCUCAGCUAUGGCACCCCCAUGAACAAGACUAUAAGAAAAGUUCCCUUGUUUUCACAGCUAUCACAUGGAUAUCCUUUAGUUCUUCAGCCUCUAAACCUACUCUGUAUUCAAUUUAUAAUGCCAAUUUUCGGAGAGGAAUGAAAGAGACUUUUUGCAUGUCCUCUAUGAAAUGUUACCGAAGCAAUGCCUAUACUAUCACAACCAGUUCAAGGAUGGCCAAAAAAAACUACGUUGGCAUUUCAGAAAUCCCUUCCAUGGCCAAAACUAUUACCAAAGACUCGAUCUAUGACUCAUUUGACAGAGAAGCCAAGGAAAAAAAGCUUGCUUGGCCCAUUAACUCAAAUCCACCAAAUACUUUUGUCUAAGUUCUCAUUCUUUCAAUUGUUAUGUACCAGAGAUUAAAAAGCUUUAACUAUAAAAACAGAAGCUA
This is a messenger RNA of Symphalangus syndactylus (siamang), 3737 nucleotides long. It is a transcript of the gene GPR19, whose product is annotated as G protein-coupled receptor 19. Gene Ontology annotation, cellular component: plasma membrane. The record is from RefSeq and is a predicted model, not a curated record. Lineage: Eukaryota; Metazoa; Chordata; Mammalia; Primates; Hylobatidae. Gene Ontology annotation, molecular function: G protein-coupled receptor activity. Gene Ontology annotation, biological process: G protein-coupled receptor signaling pathway.